Messenger RNA from Darwinula stevensoni, 829 nucleotides. Lineage: Eukaryota; Metazoa; Arthropoda; Ostracoda; Podocopida; Darwinulidae. The record is from the annotation of a GenBank genome assembly.
AAAACUUGUAUUUCUACUUAUCUAGGAUUCUUACAAAGUCUAGAACUAUGACUGAUAAGAUUGCACCAUGAAGAGGAAUCAGGCAGGGUCAGAUCCACAUGGGAAAAAACCCUCAACAUCACGAAGGGGCCGAUUUAGGCCAGACAUGGCUGAGGCUAAAGUCAAGGUAGUCAGAGAACCUCAACCAAGAGGUCAUGUUAUCCUGUGUGACCAAAGUGAAGAACGGAACAAUGGUGAGAGACAGAAGACUAAAUCUGGUCUAGCCUCUCCAACAAUGAAUUCCACCUUGAGGAUCAUGUCCACUUUGCAACAUAUGAGGAAUAUGCAGCCAGAUUUUAUGGCCACAGUGCAAGAUGAAGUGAAAAAAUCCCAGCCUCUGCAGAAGGAAAUCAACCAAAAGGUGGCAAUAGCACUGAAUGUCAAGAGGACAGAGGAAGUUUACAAAGGAGUGUUGAGAUGUGAUGUGGAUGAGCAAGAACUUGUGUCUCGAGCAGAAAGACAAAUGGCGCUACGAGCCAAAGCAGUUCGACCACAACCUCGACUCAAAGAUCCUGAGCCAGACAUUCAAGAUUUUUUCAAGAAGGACUUCUUCAAAGAAUAUCCCAUGCUUGAGGCCUUUCAAAUCAAAGGAUGUGAGACAUUCAAAGUGAAGCCAUCCAUGGCACCUCUUGAGGAACAGAUUGACAUCCUGCAGUUGAGGGAAUGGCGACUCCAGCGGCUUUUAGAUACAUAAAUGUAUUUUCAUUCCUGUGUAAUGAACUGAAAGUUGAUGUAGACUAGUACUUUAUUUUACAAUGAAACAUGAUUUUUUCCAUAAAUCAGAAUCACA